Messenger RNA from Rhizophagus irregularis DAOM 181602=DAOM 197198, 767 nucleotides. RefSeq lists its product as uncharacterized. Lineage: Eukaryota; Fungi; Glomeromycota; Glomeromycetes; Glomerales; Glomeraceae. The record is from RefSeq and is a predicted model, not a curated record.
AUGUUUCGGAUAUAUUACAAAUCCAUAUCAAUAAUGUUGAAGAAAAUAGGAAGGAAACUCAAGAAAUAAUACAUAAAUUGUGGGAAUUAUAUGAAUUAUAUAAAAUUACAGAAAUCUUUAAUAAGAGAGAGCUUCAAUCGUUAAAACAUAUAAAAGAAGAUUUAGAGAAAGAUUUGAAAAGUCUGAAGCAGUAUACCAUAAUCCUUUUUAUUGUUGUUGGUUUCAAUUUGCUUAUUUUUCAAUCAAUAUCUGGUAGUGAAUUUUUGGUUUCCGCUGUAAUGGCAAUUUCAGCAUUAAUAAAAAAAACUAAUAUUCGACAGGCCGAAAAUGAAGUAAAUAAAUUACAAAAAAUAGGAAAUGAGUUGGAGAAAUUUUGUAACAAAUUGGGUCCAUUAAUAGUUAAUAUAUAUUUUCAGCAUAUAUUAUAUAACUUUGGAAAAUUUUAGCGAAUAUUCAGGACUUAUAGGACAUAAUAGUACUGAUAAUCAUUACAAUCGAAUUCUAAUAAAACCUACGAAGUCAAGAUGGGAACAAGUAUAAGAAUUAUGUGAUAAUUAUAUAAAUGCGAAGGUGUAAUAUCAUUUUUAUUUAUAACCGCAAGAAAAAUGUCUAUAUUUCCAAAAGUACGAACACACAUACAGUAUGCUAAGCGUUAGGAAAAUCGGACGGGAAAUGCUAGUCGGAGUUGAUAAAAACAUUUUUAUUAUCUAUAAAAUUAAAUAUUUUGUUCAUUUUUAUCAAGUAUCGUGAGUAAUUGAAUAAAAAAA